Molecule: messenger RNA, 939 nt
Organism: Epithele typhae
Lineage: Eukaryota; Fungi; Basidiomycota; Agaricomycetes; Polyporales; Epitheliaceae
Exons: 7
Coding region: 1-939 (312 amino acids)
Source: RefSeq, a predicted model, not a curated record
AUGCCGACCUCCGCCGACAUCGCCGGCCACGUCCACGCCGCACGAGCUGUCGACAGCUACGAGAUGCGAAGGACGUCCGCCCGGACGUCCUCCGCCUCACCCUCCUCCGUCUCCGCAUCGCGGCCUUCUCGCGCGGAGCCCAUUUCCGUGCCGCCCGCCUCCUCCAGCGUCGUGGCCCUCCGCUUCGCCCACCUCCUCCGCCUCGUCCGGGCCCUCAUGCCUCCUCCCGCGAGCCCUCCGCAUCACUCGCGUCCGCGUCCGCGUCUCCCGCCUCCGUAUCGCCCACCUCCGCGUGCGUCGCCCGCCUCCUCCACCUCGUGCGCCCUCCUCCGCCUGCACGCCCGCCUCCCCGCUGCCCUCCUCCACCCCCCUCACCUUCGCGCCGCCCACUUCCUAGUAUACAAUUUUCGUGUAUACGAAGAGGCGAUGGAGCAGCUCCAAGCCGACCUCAGCGCGCUCGAGCAGGACAAGACACUGGCGGCGAACCCUGAGCGUCAAGCGUCGACCACGCAAGUCGUUGAGCAGGAGGUGGUGGCCACCGAGGGCAACUUGGAGACAUCGUACCUCCUCGAACAGCACUGUCUGUUUCCCGCGGAACAGGAACUCGUGGUUCGCGAUGGUCGCCUUCGCGUACUACUUUUCCGGAUGACUAACCAUUCGCGUGACCGUCCAACAGGGAGUCCAGUGACCGCGAAAGACGGAGAACAGCGAACAAACCCCCUGAUGGGGAUGCACCGCGCCGGCGCGGACUUCAACAAGGUGGAUAUCGACGAGGCGGGUCACAUCCCACAGGAUGUUGGUGUGCGUGCGGAUGACGCGUGGGACGCAGGCUCGGAUGGCUUUCUGGACCAGAUCCUGACGUUCAUGGCGCCCAAGAAGGGCGAGAAUCUCUGCGAAGUCGUGAGCGUACAUCCUGCGGGGCUUCAGGUUGCUGCAUGA